Messenger RNA from Pseudozyma flocculosa PF-1, 2523 nucleotides. RefSeq lists its product as uncharacterized. The record is from RefSeq and is a predicted model, not a curated record. Lineage: Eukaryota; Fungi; Basidiomycota; Ustilaginomycetes; Ustilaginales; Ustilaginaceae. The transcript is spliced from 6 exons. Bases 1 to 2523 code for a protein of 840 amino acids.
AUGGUGCGGUUGCCACCACGCUGCACGGCGCUGCUGGCCCUCUUCAGCGUCGCCGCCCUCUGCGACAAUGCUCACGCCAUUAGGCGCUGUCGGAGGCAAGCCGCGGCGACAGGCAACCCGGCAGGCUUGCCAUUCGAUGGCCCUCAGGCUUCAGACAACGGGCGAAUAUCCAACGACCGUCCCACCGGGCCGCCAUCGCCAUCCCAGCUGCCAUACUCGGUUCCGGACAUCUCCAACUUCAACCCGACGGUCGGCAAGUUCGCCUCCGUCGCCGGGGACUACGCAGCCAGCAUGUGCACCUACCUCGGCGCCAAUCUCCCUGCCUUCUUCAACGACGUCUACAGCCUCAACUCGAGCUUUGCGCAGUACUACCCUGAGGGGAGCAACCCGUCGAUCGAGCUGCUGACCGACGUCUACCCCGACGGCGUCCUGGACCAGAGGACCGAGAGAAAGCUGUCCGGCAUCCUCUCUUCGCUCGGCAGCGACGUCGACAUCAAACGCGACUUCGGCUACGGUAAGGCCAACACGCGCGCUGCCGGCAACGGACCGCUCGGAGGUCUGCCCGCCUUCUGCCGGCUCGGCGGGUUCAUCCAGACUUCCCAUGCGACGUGGACCUUCUUUGAAGCGUGGCUCCCGCUGGCCAGCGAUCCAAACAUACCUCUGGUCCCGCCCAAUGUGACCGACUUUCCGAGGAACAGCACGCCGAUCUACCUCGGACCAAAAGGCGAAUUCCUCCAGGCCCCAGCGAACCUCGGAGAUCUGAACACCAACGAUCCGAGCGAGAACGGCAUCGCCUUCGACGACCCUGACGAUCUCGACGACGACACCGGGCUCGAGGUUUCCGACAGCACCAAGGACAUCGGCAUCGCCAACACCGGUCUGAAGAGGCGGGCAGCGCCGCCUGCUGCCCCAAACGCGACCCUGCAAGGCGACGCAAUUCUGGGCAACAGCGACGGUUGGAACGGCCGCAUCUUCUUCGUGGGCAACGGGGCCCAGCGAGGAUUCGUCCCCAUCCCGGAUCUCAAGCAGAUGAUGAGCCGGUAUCGCUUUGCGGUUAUGGGCUCUAACCUCGGCCACUUCGGCGGCAGCUCCGAUGUCGGCUGGGUGGCUGGGCCCCAGCCCGUCCGCGAGGAACGGCUGAUGGACUUCAUCGGAGGCCGCUCCCAUGCCAUAGUCCUCGAUGUCGGCCGUGGCAUCGUCAAUCUCUUUUACGGACCAGACAGCGGCGUCCGGAGCGGCGAUGGGGACAAGAGGCACGUCCGAUCCUACGUGGCCGGCUGCUCGGUUGGCGGAGCCGGGACCCUUUCGGCCAUCCUCAACUAUCCGGACUCCUUCGACGGCGCCCUAGCAGGCUGUCCGGCGGUCAACUUCACCGCACUCAACUAUGCACAGAUCGGGCUGCAGGCCCGGCAUCGCAAGUCGGUCGCAGGUCCGGCGUACUUCUCCGAUCAGACAUUUCAGAGCCUGGUUAGGACGUCGGUGCUGCAGGAGUGCGACCAUCUCGACAAGGUCACCGACGGCGUCAUCACCCUGCCGGAGCUUUGCACUCCGAACUUUGGCCCUAUCCUCUGUCGCAAGGGCCAACAGCCAAGCGACGGGUGCCUUAUCGCGGACCAGGUCCUCAACCUCGCUCGAAUCUACCAGCCAACCAUGCUGGAAGGACAGCAAGUCUAUCCGGGUUUUUUGCCAGGUGCCGAAGAGUCUGGCGACGUUCUCGAGGGCGAAGCGCACAAGGCGAUCCACUGGCUGCUGCUGGCCGACAAGGGCGAACUCAACGUCACCAAGCAAGAGAACAGGGAUGCGUACGCGGACCUCUUUACGCUCGACGAGAUCCGGCAGUGGCAGCAAGCCGACCUGAUGGGCUCGGAUGUCUCCAAGACGAACCUUGCGCCCUUCUUCAAAAACGGCGGCAAGCUGAUCCACUACGCCGGCCUGGCGGACCUCCGCAUCAGUCCGCUGGCCAGUCGCAAUUACUACAACCGCGUCCACAGCGACAAAGAAAACGCCGGUAUCGACAUCGACCAGUCCUACCGGUACUUUGAGAUCCCCGGCAUGAAGCACUGCCGCGACGGAUCGGGGCCAUGGCAGAUUGGAGCGGUGACGCAGACGGAUCCGGGCAAUCGCCCGCUGCGGUACGACUCCGAGUCCGACGUGAUCCUCGCCCUCGUCGCCUGGGUUGAGCGUGGCAUCGCGCCGCAGCACCUCGUCGGCGCGUCAUACGCUGCACGCAGCGCCCAGUUGCCCACAAAGAAGCCGGACCCGGACCACAACCGUCUUCCGGUCGAGCUGCGAUCCUACGAGUACGGCGUCGCCUUUUCGAGGCUCAUCUGCCCCUACCCCCUCCGGCCCGUCGCCAAAAAAGUGGCGUCCACCGCCGCCUUCACCGGUCCGGACGCUCAUUUGAACUUUGAGUGCAAGAACGUCGACCUGCCCUCUGCCGCCCCUGCGAUCGCAUCUGCCCCGAAAGCGGUGUUGGCGACGCACGUGUUCCUCGUCACGCUCGCGCUACUUCUGCUGCCGUAG